Musa acuminata AAA Group (dessert banana) is the source of this 1706-nucleotide messenger RNA. Its product is annotated as transcription factor BHLH062-like. NCBI's taxonomy places the organism in Eukaryota, Viridiplantae, Streptophyta, Magnoliopsida, Zingiberales, Musaceae. The transcript has 3 exons. The record is from RefSeq and is a predicted model, not a curated record. The coding region runs from base 687 to 1235 and encodes 182 amino acids.
CCUAACUGUCGACCCUAAAUUUUAGAAAUGUUGUCACUUUUGUAUGCCAUGGACAUACAUAAAUGUCGAUAGAAACUCCACUGCAUAAGUUAAUUGAAAUAUCAAAACUUGCAAGGCGAUUUUAUUCUACUCUUUGUUGAUUAGAGAAAGAAUACAUUUUAUACCAUGCGGCAAAAUGAAACUUUACAUCAUUGUUGGCAUCUACUAUAAGAUUGCAGAAAAUUUUCCAUUGGUAAAUUAAACAUCUCUAGCAAUUAUGUGCUUUGCACUGAAGUUAUUAGUUAAUUUAUUGCCUGCAAGAUGUUGGUGUACUGGCUCAUUUGUUCAGACAUUUUUAGCAAAUUCCAAAAAGAUGCUCACUACAAUCUAACUUCUUUUGAUACCACUAGAAUUCUGCCAAUCAAAAUGGUUCAUGCAGUAAAUUCUGCAAGUCUGAAACAUAGUAUAUUAUAUAUGUUCUAGAGUUCAUAAUGCAAAAUAAUCUAAUUUCACGACCUUGUGCCUAAUAAGAAAAUGAUUCAUAUUUGAUUUUAUAGUUCUUUUUUGCUACAGAUACCAAUGGGCAACACAUAUGGCAGUUUGUCAUGGUGCUGUCAUUAAUCCAAUUCUGAUCAUCUUUUCUUGGAACAUUCUUUCUAGUUUCUUUUGUUUUUGGAAACUCCGGGACUGUGGCUGUGAUCCGGACAAUGACUUUUGUUGCCACGGAGAGGAAUGAGCUGAAAGAUGAGAACACUACAUUACAAGCUGAAAUAUCCCAGCUCCAAAAGGAACUGCAGGGGAGAUCGAGUUAUAAUCCCACAUGGAGCGACAACAUCAAUUCAAUGACUCCCACUCAGCCGCAGCCGACUGCCACAGGGCUUCCAAUGCUGCAUCGGCCAGUUGCUAUUGGAUCCACACAAGCAACCCCCAUUCGGCAGCUCCAGCACUUUUCCGGUGGAAAGAACAAGCACUCCACCACCAACGCCGCCUGGGCUUUCCCAGGUGAUGAGACGACAUGCCAGAUAUCCGACUUUAUCGGACUUGCAGCCGGGUCUUCUCCUUUGGACUUCUCACCAGGAUCACAAGAAGAGAGAUGUGGCAGCUGUGGCAUUAGCACUAGCAGCGAGGAGGAAGGAUGUAAUACAGCAUCAACUGGUUGUGGCGCCAAUUCAGCCUCAGCCUCACACGGUGGAGGGCCCCACGCCGAGCCCGCUGCGCCUCAAUGUUCGUGCUCGUACCGGCAGCCGUCAGAUUAGGUGCGCCCAUGGCGGUCCCACGGCGUGUCAUUUCCACUGCGGACGUACAGUCACCUCGUCUCCGGUCCCAGCCGAGGACACAAUCGUCCAGCUUUUCUCGGCGGCUAAUUUGCUGCAGAAGGCUCGGUAGUCGGCAACCAUUCGAUGCAGCUUUAGCCUCUCUUUCUCCAAAGUUGAUUCAGUUCUGGAGACGUCUGCGACGUUUUUGCUUUAGCCGAAAAGCUUGACAUUAUACUGCAGCGUUUGGACCUGCCUAUGAUCCUUCCUCCCUUGCUCUCUCUCUCUCUCUCUCUCUCUUACUUUUCUGACGCAUGGUAGAUUUUGUUGUCAUCGAUCACAUGGUGCAAUGAUCCCUGUCCUCCUUUGGUUAUGCCUUUCGUUUUGGUCGAUUUAAAUCUAGUUGUUUGGACGUCAGAUUCCUUAAAACAAGCUUGCUACAAUGUGUCUCUAACAAGAUUGUUUCCUUGGUCA